This is a messenger RNA of Argiope bruennichi, 693 nucleotides long. RefSeq names its product DNA-binding protein RFX6-like. Gene Ontology annotation, molecular function: DNA-binding transcription factor activity, RNA polymerase II-specific; RNA polymerase II cis-regulatory region sequence-specific DNA binding. Bases 1 to 693 code for a protein of 230 amino acids. The transcript has 7 exons. Gene Ontology annotation, biological process: regulation of transcription by RNA polymerase II. The record is from RefSeq and is a predicted model, not a curated record. NCBI's taxonomy places the organism in Eukaryota, Metazoa, Arthropoda, Arachnida, Araneae, Araneidae.
AUGGAUUUGGCUCAAAAUUUACUUGGAUCUCCCAAGAAGUUUUCCUUGACUUCAAAAACUGGGACACUUUUGCCGAAUUUUCCUGAUGUCAGUGAUCUUCUAAUAACAAAUUUAGAUCUCAAAGAAAAGCUCAGAAUAUUCCUAACGAUGUACAAAAUGCAUUGCCAAUGCAUAGUAGAUAUCACCAUCAGUGGGAAUUUCGAAGAAAUACAAUUGUUUUUGCUUCACUUCUGGCAAGGGUUUCCUGAUCAUCUAAUAAGCAUCUUUGAACAACCAAUCACUCUCGACUUAGUACCAGUUUGUGACUCUAUUUUGCACCGGACUCUAACAGAUAUAUUGCUACCUUCCGAUAUGAUGGAGAUACCAGAAAGAUUAUUGCGUGAGAUUCAAAAUAUUGCUUUGCAUUGGCGGAAAUGGUUGGAAUGCUCCUUAGAAAAUAUGCCUUCUCAAUUAAAAGAAUUGAAGAUGAAACAAGGCAAAGCAUUCUGCAAUACUCUGAAGAGAUACGUUGCCUUUCUUCACUUAUCGCAGGUAGCUCUUCCUGCUCUUAAUAAGUUCCCACGAUUGUCCUUGAGCAGAGAAUUAAAUCAAAUUGAAGAACAACAAACUUUACAUGAUUGGCUGUUAAAUAUAGAUAUUUAUGUUAUAAAGUACUUAUUACCAGCCUCGGACGAUAAAGCGCAAAGUAAGUAA